Messenger RNA from Exophiala viscosa, 3384 nucleotides. RefSeq names its product fungal-specific transcription factor domain-containing protein. The record is from RefSeq and is a predicted model, not a curated record. Gene Ontology annotation, molecular function: DNA-binding transcription factor activity, RNA polymerase II-specific; DNA binding; zinc ion binding. Bases 1 to 3384 code for a protein of 1127 amino acids. Gene Ontology annotation, cellular component: nucleus. The transcript has a single exon. NCBI's taxonomy places the organism in Eukaryota, Fungi, Ascomycota, Eurotiomycetes, Chaetothyriales, Herpotrichiellaceae. Gene Ontology annotation, biological process: regulation of DNA-templated transcription; DNA-templated transcription.
AUGAAUUCCCAAGCUCAACCCUCGUCGUCAAACCCGUCGGCAUUCGACACUUCAUCGCCAGGAUCAAUUGACUUCAAUUUUCCUUUCGCGGGCAGCCCGCAUGGGAGCAGCAAUAGUGGUAUUGACGUCCCUCCAGACUUUCGCGCGACCCAAGGUCAGGGUUUCGCCAAUCGAGGUUCUGGGCCGGAUGCUGCACGAUAUGCUCCUGCCAGAGUCCCCAGUCCGCAGCACCGGCCUAGUCUAGCCAGCAUUGACUCCGCCUUUGAUCGCGACCUGUUUGGAACUGCGGCACUGAACCAAUGGACUCCAACCACCUCAGCCAACCAGGCUGUCAGCAAUGCAGAUUCUUCACCAAAGCAUGCAAGCACCACUGACCCGGACAAGAAACUGGUGCCAGACGAUGGGAAUGCUCCAGCAUGGAGUGAGCUGAAAACGAAGGCUGGAAAGGAAAGAAAACGCCUACCCCUGGCCUGUAUCGCAUGUCGACGCAAGAAGAUAAAAUGCUCGGGAGAGAAGCCCGCUUGCAAGCACUGCCUACGCGCGAGGAUCCCUUGCGUCUACAAGGUCACCACCAGGAAAGCAGCACCACGAACCGAUUACAUGGCCAUGCUGGACAAGCGAUUAAAACGAAUGGAAGAUCGAGUCAUUCGCGUGAUUCCAAAAGAGGAACUGCCAGACUUUGCCACUACCGGACGCGCUUCCGUUCGCCCGCCAAUACCUGGGUCCGCGGUGAAGAAGGAGAAAAACCAACCCAAGAAACGUUCCGCCGAUGAAGCCUUCACUCAGGAAUUGAGCGACUGGAGGAGUUCCCGGGAGAAACAGACUUUGCUCGACCCAAUAGCAGGGCUCAACCAACAGCGCGAAGGCGAAAACAAGCUUUUCAUCGAAGGCUCCGAGUCUCUCCCACCUCAGCAUAUCCAGGAACAUCUAGCGGAGGUCUUCUUUGACUGUGUCUACGGGCAAUCCUAUCUGCUCCUCCACAAACCGAGCUUCACGCGCAAGCUGAAAGCGGGCACAAUCCCACCUGUCUUGAUCCUGGCCGUCUGCGCCAUCUCAGCUCGAUUCUCGACUCAUCCACAAGUCAGCACUGAACCAGCCUUCCUCCGUGGCGAACAAUGGGCAACACCUGCCCGUCGGAUUGUAGAAAAGCGCCAUUACGAGCCCAACAUCACCAUCCUCACCGCCAUGCUCAUGCUGGGCUUGCACUACUUUGGCACAUGCGAGGGCGGUUUAUCCUGGUCUUUCGGUGGUCAAGCAAUGCGCAUGGGUUACGCCUUACAGCUCCACCGUGAACUCGAGCACGACCCUCUGGGUCGGAGCCAGAUCGCCAACUCGAAUGACUCGAGCAAGAGAGGUCCCAAACCACCCGAAUUGUCCUUCACCGAUCGCGAGAUCCGUCGCCGCACAAUGUGGGCAUGCUACCUGAUGGACACGUUCAACUCUUCCGGCACCGAACGCCCAUCUUUCCUAAAUGAAGAUUACUACCAGAUCCAGCUGCCGAUCAAAGAGUCGCAUUUCCAAAUGGAAGUCCCCGGUCCGACCGAGGACCUGUACGGGAACAUUCCCAUGUCGAACAAAAACUCACUUGACAACACCGGCGACGAUGCCGCCGAAGCCAAAGCCAACAUGGGUGUAUCAGCGUAUAUCGUGCGCGGCGUCGUCCUCUGGAAACGCAUAGUCAAGUACCUCAACUUAGGCGGCAAGGACAAAGACCCACACCCAAUCUGGGACUCACUCUCGCAAUUCGCGACGCUGCAGCGGCAGAUAACCCAGCUGAAAACAUCAUUGCCCGACGAUCUAUCCUACACGCCCGAGAACCUCGCGGCACACGCAUCAGAGCGUCUCGCCAACCAAUUCCUCUUCUUGCACAUCGUCCUGGCACAAACAUCGCUAUUUCUGCACCGCUUCGCCAUCCCGACCGUGCCAUCCCGCCGACCACACCACCACGCUUACACGGCGGCUGGCAUGCCCAAGACAUUCCUGUCCAACAGCGCCAACACGGUCAUCGAGGCUGCGAGCCUCAUCUCCAAGAUCAUCGCGGAUAGCGCAGGGCACACCCUCACCGUGCCCUUCGCAGGGUACUGCGCUUACGCCGCGGCCACAGUCCAUGUCUGGGGCAUCUUCAGCAAGAACCCCGGGCUCGAGAACGCGUCCAAGGAGAACCUGCGGCACAACUAUAAAUACUUGACCCGCAUGAAGCGCUACUGGGGCAUGUUCCACUACAUGGCAGAGAGCGUCAAGGAGAAUUACCGCGCGUUUGCCGACGCCGCGAUGCGUAUGCGUGGCAAUCCGUCAAAUGGGCUACGCUCAGAGAUCCUCCUGCGUCACCAGGGGUCUGGGUCCAACGAGAUCAGUAUCCCCAUGGACCUCGACGCGGUGCAAGGCUCGACAAACCCGCCUUCACGCGCCGAGACGCCCGGUGCCGAUCCCAAGCACGGCAUGACUUCCUCUGGGGGUUCCAGCAAGGCCAUGUUCCAGUACGGCGACUGGUUCGACAAGUACCCGCACGGCGUCAGCGAGAGCGAGUGGGAGAAGUCGCACCUCGAGUAUCGUCGCGAAGCGGGCACCGCCGAGGCCGUCAUGAGUCAGCGCAGUGAUCUACAAUCUGUGGAGGAGUUCUUUGCCAGCUUGAGUCCGCCGAGUAAGGCCGACGACGGACCUGGUGCGCAGCGAGGCAAGAAAAUCGCACGAAGGCGAGGAAAGAGCGUGGCGGACAACAAGAAAGACGCGAGCAAGAAUUCUUCAGCUAUUGUUACUUCAGCCGGUCCAUCGACUGCGGCUGGACCAUCGCAAGCCCAAUCUGCAACACAACAAACCAAGCCACUAUCAGGUGCAAACGUGGUUCAACCAUUCAACCCGGCCGACUUUGACAUUACAUCGCCGACAUUGUACCAAACGCCACAGAUCGGUGGGCAGCAGUCAUCACAAGCAGGUGACCCCUACACAUUUGGGGACUCGACAUUGCCGUACGGGCCUUUCAGUUGGAUCAACACUCUUCCAGCCAUCGACAGACAAAUGGUCUUCGGUGCCUAUACCGGCAUUGAUCCUUCAAAUGACUCCAACCAAGGCGCUUCCACCCUGACCAAUCUCAACCAUGAUUCGCCUACUCUGGGAAACUUUGGCAGUACAAAUCCUUGGGACCAGUUGGACCUCAAUGGAUUUGGUUACAACGACCCUCUUGCCGGCGGGACUGCUAUGAUGGACACAGGUUCUUCAGCCUGGAUGUUGCCCUUCAACGUCGAGCCGCCGAGUUUUGGUGGUGGGCUGGAAGACUUUGGGAACUCCGCGCUGGAUGGCAUGGAUUUCAGCGACAUGUCUGGAACUGGAGGCUUAGGAGGUGGUGAGACUGGUAGUCAGUUCCCAGACCAGAAAUCGGGUUCCUGA